UCUCAUUAAGCCUUACUUUCUUUACCACACUGCCCGCAGUUAUCGAUAGCAGCACUAUCGAUUCCAAGUGAUAUUAAUUAAUCACUUCUGCUGUUUACUUUCUUAAUUAAAACUGUUAAUUAAAUUAUCAACAACGGCUGUUCCAAACCCACUGCGACGCGUAAACGAAGUCGCGUUUCACGCUGCAACGAAACGAAAGGAAACCACCCAAAGGCAAACCACCUGAAAAUCGCUCACCAAUCCCCCCAAAAAAAUUCCCAUUUGGCGAAAACAACAACAGUAAUUAGGGUGUGAGAGUGUGGAGUGAAUAGCUGAAUAGUUAAAUCAGUGAAUAAUUUACCGUACGGCCUUCGCCUUCCCCUGCGGAAACAACAACAAAGCCCAGCGUUCACAUACACCCACACACACACGGGUCUACCACGCAUACACACGCAGGCCAGCCGAUAACCUGUGUGUGAGGCAAUCGCCGUCAUCGUUCGAAAUCAAAUCUCUAAUCGGUGCAGAAACAACAAUAACAGCAGGUGCAGCAUAAUCAACAAUUGAGUUGAUACGUAUAUAGCUAAAAAUAAGGUUCAAAUAUGGGACUGUUAUUAUCGCGGCUCUGGCGGAUGUUUGGCAACGAGGAGCACAAGCUGGUGAUGGUGGGUCUGGACAACGCGGGCAAAACCACCAUCCUGUACCAGUUCCUGAUGAACGAAGUGGUCCACACAAGUCCCACGAUCGGUUCCAACGUGGAAGAGGUCGUCUGGCGGAAUAUACACUUCCUUGUCUGGGAUCUUGGUGGUCAGCAGAGUCUGCGCGCCGCUUGGAGCACCUACUACACGAACACAGAGCUGGUGAUCAUGGUCAUCGACUCCACGGACCGGGAACGGUUAGCUGUUACGCGGGAAGAGCUCUACCGGAUGCUGCAGCAUGAGGAUCUGAGCAAGGCCAGUUUGCUGGUCUAUGCCAAUAAGCAGGAUCUCAAGGGCUCCAUGUCGGCGGCGGAAAUCUCACGACAACUGGACCUCACCUCCAUCAAGAAGCACCAGUGGCACAUCCAGGCCUGCUGUGCGCUCACCGGCGAAGGACUCUAUCAAGGAUUAGAGUGGAUCGUGCAGCGCAUCAAGAACAAAUGACCCGCCACACAUGCUACAUAUUAGCUAAUUAAUCAUUAACGACUAGCUGUCUAGAGAAAGUAAACCAAUUUUGAUAUAAACAAUUUUUAAGCGUUUCCAAAUUGUUUGAAAAGUUGUUGCCAAGCCAAUUUUAUUUAGUGUAAAAUACGUCCGAACGUCCCUCGAUGAUUUAAAUCUACGUGUAUAUGGAUAAUGUCUAGGAGCUAAGCCAAUUAACUAUGAUACUUCCAAUAAAAUUACAAAAUAAACGAGUUUAUUUCGA
Messenger RNA from Drosophila simulans, 1380 nucleotides. It is a transcript of the gene Arl5, whose product is annotated as ADP-ribosylation factor-like protein 5A. Gene Ontology annotation, biological process: vesicle-mediated transport; intracellular protein transport; protein localization to Golgi membrane. Gene Ontology annotation, molecular function: GTPase activity; GTP binding. Gene Ontology annotation, cellular component: trans-Golgi network; cytoplasm. The record is from RefSeq and is a predicted model, not a curated record. NCBI's taxonomy places the organism in Eukaryota, Metazoa, Arthropoda, Insecta, Diptera, Drosophilidae. Bases 579 to 1118 code for a protein of 179 amino acids. The transcript has a single exon.